AUGUUGUCUUCGCUUUUUUCUACUGCGCUGCUCUUUGCGGCAGCACUUUCUCCAGUAUAUGCCGACACAGCGUCGAGUACAGACUCAACGACGGACUCAGUAACAGUCUCGACCGAUGUUGUUGCUUCCAGCGAUUCUUUGAUUGCUGCUGCCAGCACCUUCGUCCCCAAGAAGGUCUGCAAAUGUGCUCCUGGCGACAGUUGCUUUCCAUCCGAUACUAUUUGGAAAAUUUUCAAUGUCACCACAGGAGGACGGGUCAUUAAAACAAAACCCGUCGCUAUCUCAUGUUAUCCUGGUCCAGAUCAGAAUGCCGCGAGGUGUGCUCAAGUCGACGCGAGCUGGGAGGACGCCACAUUCCAAGCAGAACAGCCUGUCGGACUUUCUUACCCAACCAACGUCACUUGUCCUCCUGUGAACGUAGCUGCAGGCGAAAAACCAGGCUCAUGCACACUUGGUGUGAGCCCGUCCUACGCCAUUGAUGCUACUGAGCCCUGGCAUGUAGCUGUGGGCGUUGCCUUCGCAAGACUAUUCAACAUUCGCCUGGUUGUCAAGAACACUGGCCACGAUCUCCUUGGACGGUCUGAAGGAGCGCUUGGUCUGGAAGUGUGGAUUCGUCAUCUUCGCAAAGGGAUCACUUUCCAAAAGACUUUCAAGUCUUCCACCGCAUGCACAAAGAGCGGCUGGACCGGCAGCGCCAUCAAAAUCGCCGGUGCUUACGCUUGGGGUGAUGUGUACUCUGUCGCAAAGGCAAACAAUGUCAUUGUUGUCGGUGGGGGUACACCCAGCGUUGGAGCCAUCGGUGGCUGGAUGCAAGGAGGCGGCCAUGGACCUGCUUCCAGACAAUUUGGUCUCGGAGCCGACCAAGUUCUCGAAUUGGAUGUCGUUCUCUCAAGUGGACUCACGAUUACUGCGAACGCAUGCCAAAAUAGCGACAUUUUCUUCGCUCUCCGUGGCGGAGGUGGCGGUACCUAUGGUGUCGUGAUCUCCACCACUGUCAAGGCUCACCCGAACUCAGCCAUUGUUGUUCAACAUCUGUUACUUGGUGCUCUUACGGCCAACACCUCCGGGUUGUUAGACACAAUUGCAAUUGUAACAGGUGCUUACCCUGACCUGAACGAUGCUGGAUAUGCAGGCUAUGGCCAAUGGUCCAUCAACAGCCCGACACCACUAUUUGCAACUUUCACUGCUGGCUACGUCCACGGUAUUUAUAUGUUUGGCAAGACGGAACAACAAGCUCGUGCUGCUUUUGACGCAACAAGGGCCAAGUUGGCCGCUUACAAUAGCAGUGUUUUCAUUUCCGAGACAUAUGUUUCUUAUGCUGACUAUUGGUCGUUCUACUCAACUGAGUCUGGAGUUGAGCCUGCUGUUGGCACCCCCGCAACUCUCGGAUCCCGCCUUUUCGACCGAACGUCGCUCACCAAGAGCUUCUCUGCCCUACGAAACAUGAUUGGCGUCAUUGCAGGGACUCCUGGUCAGUUCACGUUCAACAGCUUCGAAAUUGUGGGUGGUGGACAGGUUUUCAAAGACAAGUCUGAUCCAAACUCUGGCCUGCUCCCGGCCUGGAGAACAUCAUACUUCAGCAACAUCGUCGCACGAGGCUACCCUCUUGGAACUCCUCAAUCGGUCGUCGACCAGAUCGAGGACGAUAUCACCUUUGUCAAGGUCGCAGCGAUGAAAGCCCUGGCACCCAAUACCGGAGCGUACAUGAACGAAGCUGAUAGACAUGAUCCUGACUGGAAGGUCGACUUCUACGGAAGUAACUACAACAAGCUUCUGUCGAUCAAGCAGAAGUAUGAUCCCGUCUCUGUGUUCUUCUGCCCAACUUGCGUCGGUAGUGAUGCGUGGGGUGAGGAUUCCUCAAGAAGACUGUGCAAAGUGAACUCUUCUUAG
Molecule: messenger RNA, 1890 nt
Organism: Exophiala bonariae
Lineage: Eukaryota; Fungi; Ascomycota; Eurotiomycetes; Chaetothyriales; Herpotrichiellaceae
Exons: 1
Coding region: 1-1890 (629 amino acids)
Molecular function (GO): FAD binding; oxidoreductase activity
Source: RefSeq, a predicted model, not a curated record